AUGGGAUAUGUCUAUCCCAGCAGCAAGUCAAAGACCCAUCCUCUGUCCCAUGUCAAGCACAGCUCCAGUGACUGGUCCAUCGCUUCAUCAUCGUCUUUGAAUCGAUUUGAGGAGCUUUCGUCCAAAAUCACCUCUGAGAAGGAGAUCCUGGCUUUGUUUGAAAAAAUGAUGGAGGACAUGAACUUGAAUGAAGAAAAGAAGACCCCAUUGAGAGAGAAGGACCUCAACACCAAAAGGGAAAUGGUCAUUCAAUACAUGUCUACUGCUGCAAAAACGGGAAGUCUGAGGAGCAGCCAUCAGAUUUCUCCACAAGAGUUUGUGGGAGAGCUGAAAUCGGGAGUGAUGGAUGAGCGUUUGUUUGCUUGUUUGGACUCUCUGCGGGUGUCUCUCACCAGUAACCCCGUGAGUUGGGUGCAGAGCUUUGGACACGAAGGUGUUGGUCUUUUGCUGGACAUCCUGGGCAGGCUUCUGCAAAGAAAAACGCAGGAGAAGAUGGACAAAAGGAAUCAACACAAAGUUGUACAGUGUCUUAAAGCCAUCAUGAACAACAAGUAUGGCUUGGAUCGUAUUUUGGCAGAAGAGAAAAGUCUUGCCUUGCUGGCAAAAGCCAUUGAUCCCAGUCAGCCUGCUAUGAUGACUGAUGUGAUGAAGCUGCUCUCGGCCAUCUGCAUAGUGGGCGAGGAGAACACUUUGGAGAAGGUGCUGGAUGGCAUCACAACAGCCGGUGAAUGGCGGUCCAUCGACAGAUUUAGUCCCAUUGUACAGGGACUGAGAGAUCGCUCUGUUCAAUUGCAAGUGGCGUGCAUGCAGUUUAUCAACGCACUUGUUACCUCCCCGGAUGAGCUGGACUUCAGGCUGCACCUACGAAAUGAAUUCAUACGUUGUGGUCUCAAAAAGAUCUUGCCUCAUCUGGCAACCAUUCGGAAUGAGGCCCUUGACAUUCAGCUAAAGGUGUUUGAGGAGCACAAAGAAGAGGACAUGAUCGAGUUUUCACAUAGGCUGGAAGACAUCAAGGGCGAGCUGGAUGAUGCUGGGGAUGUGUUCAGUAUUGUGCUGAGCAUGGUGAAGGACAGCUGCGCUGAGCCAUAUUUUCUCUCCAUACUGCAGCAUCUCAUGCUCAUACGCAACGACUAUUUUGUCAGACCUCAGUACUUCAAAAUAAUCGACGAAUGUGUGUCUCAAAUCGUUCUACACCGAAGCGGUACUGACCCUGACUUUGAAUACCGCAAACGCCUAGAUGUGGACUUCAGUCACCUGUUGGAGGUGUGUAUAGAUAAGGCUCAAAUUGAAGAAUAUGAACAUCAAGCUUCAGAAUGGGCUCAAAAGUUUGAUGAGGAGCUUUUAGGCCGACAAGAGGCAAACGCACAAGUGACAAAGUGUGAAGAGAAGAUUUCUGAGCUCCAAGCAGAACUGCAAGCUUUUAAAUCACAGUUUGGUGCUGUUUCAGUCCCGCCUGUCCCAUCCGGUCAAGUGUUGCCUUCUUCCCCAUGUGAUCCCCGGCUCCAGCCUCCUGUCGGGGCAGCAGCGGGGAAUGCUCCGCCUCCUCCACCACCACCUCCUCCGCUACCUGGGUGUCCUCCUGCUCCUCCUCCUCCUCCUGGUGUGCCGCCUCCGUUUGGUGCUCCCCCUCCACCCCCUCCCCCAGGGUUUGGAGGGCCUUUCGGCUCUCCCACGCCUCAUGUACUGCCUCAUGGACUACUCCCCAAAAAGGAAUUCAAGCUCGAGACAUCCAUGAAACGCCUGAACUGGUCCAAGAUUCGACCUCAGGAAAUGUCUGAGAACUGUUUCUGGGUUGUAGCCGAUGAAGACCGAUAUGCAAAGCCAGAUCUCCUGACCAAAGUGGCGCUUAUUUUUGGUUCCCAAAGAACAGAAAGUAAAGAGUGUGAGGAGAGUGCACCACCGGAGGAGCCACUAAAACCAGAAGAGGACAACCUCGAAGACAAAAAAUCCAUCAAAAAGAGAAUCAAACAACUCAAGGUGUUGGAUCCAAAGAUAGCACAGAAUCUGUCCAUAUUCCUUGGAUCAUUCCGAAUGCCUUAUAAAGAAAUCCGACGGAUGAUUGUGGAAGUGGACGAGGAGCAGCUCACUGAGCCUAUGAUCCAGAAUCUUGUGAAGCACUUGCCAGAGCAGGAGCAGCUCAAUGCUUUAGCCAAGUUUAAGGAUGAAUACUCGAGCUUAUCAGAGCCAGAGCAGUUUGGAGUUGUUAUGAGUAACGUGAAGCGUCUGCGACCGCGCCUCAGCCACAUCCUUUUCCGGCUUCAGUUUGAGGAGCAGGUCGCCAACCUCCGCCCGGACAUCCUGUCUGUCAGCUCGGCCUGUGAUGAGGUCAGGAAGAGCCCUGCGUUUGGACGGCUUCUGGAGUUGGUACUGUUGCUGGGCAAUUACAUGAACGCAGGCUCCAGGAAUGCCCAGUCUUAUGGGUUUGACCUCAGUUCACUUUGCAAGCUCAAAGACACAAAGUCAGCUGACCAGAAGACUACGCUCCUCCACUUCCUGGCUCAAGUUUGCGAGGAGGAAUUCCCAGAUGUGAUUAAAUUCGUUGAUGACCUGGAGCAUGUGGACCGCGCCAGCAGAGUAUCUGCAGAGAAUCUGGAGAAGAGCCUGAGGCAGAUGGAGCGGCAGCUGCUACAACUGGAGAGAGACCUAGAGACGUUAUCGUCCCCCGAUGACCCCAGCGAUAUCUUCUGCUCGGUAGCGCGGGAGCAGUAUGCCAAGCUGGUGAUCAUGCACAGCAACAUGGAGUCACUCUAUCAAAAUCUCCUUGAGUUCUUCGCUGUCGACCCCAAGAAGACGUCUGUGGAAGAGCUGUUCACGGAUCUGUCCAACUUCCGCUCCAUGUUUUCUCAAGCCCUGAAAGAGAACAUGAAACAGAGAGAAUUUGAGGAGAAGCAGAAGAGGGCACGAGCCGCAAAGGAGAAAGCUGAACGUGAGAAACAAGAGAGACAGCAAAAGAAGAGGAGGCUUCUGGAGGUCAAUGCAGAGAACGAUGAGACAGGAGUGAUGGAUAGUUUGCUGGAAGCCCUGCAGUCUGGAGCUGCAUUCAGAGACCGCAGGAAGCGAGCGCCGCGACCCAAAGAAAACCAGCAGAUGACCAUCAGCCCUGGCUCUUUUAGGCAGGUUCUCAGACCUGUCGUCUACGCACCAGCUCAGCCCGCUCGGCGCCCAUUCAUCUUAAUUUCUCCCCCUCUGCCAUCUGCCUCCUAA
Knipowitschia caucasica is the source of this 3204-nucleotide messenger RNA. The record is from the annotation of a GenBank genome assembly. NCBI's taxonomy places the organism in Eukaryota, Metazoa, Chordata, Actinopteri, Gobiiformes, Gobiidae.